Messenger RNA from Vitrella brassicaformis, 14224 nucleotides. Lineage: Eukaryota; Vitrellaceae. The record is from the annotation of a GenBank genome assembly.
CAGCAGGGGGGGAGUCAGAGCUCCAUGCGCUCCACCAAAAGCUAUGCUCAAGCCCCGUGACAUGUAUCGUAGCUCCAUCCACCGGUCCACAAGGUCCAACACUCAGCGCAGCGGCUGCUGAUGUUCGGUGACUUUGAUGCUUCCUUGCUGUGUCUGGUGUAGGUUCUUCUCAUGCUGAUUGAUGAGGUUGUGAUUCUCUCGCUGGUGACGGUGGAGCUCUGCCGCCACGUUCCCGGGCUGGUGAGAUCUGGUGUCCGCAUGCAGCGGAGAUUCUUUGAUAAUAUCGACGUGCGGGCUGCAACCACGACCGACGCUGUCGAGAAGCUAUACCUGGUGCUCGACUUCUAAAUCGGGCGGCCCCACGAGAUGAGUCGUCCGGUGGGAUCGUCAGGAGAGGGCCUCUGUGAACAGGACGAGCAGACAAGACGGUCAGCAGGGCCGACGCCACGCACAGCAGAGGCGCCCUCCGCCACAUCUCUCUUCAUCCGCAACAUCCUCAGCCCGCUGUCGUUGGGCUUCAUCAGGAAGCAUCCGGAAGCAGAUCAUACCACCGCAGAUGGCGACAGCACCACGGCAGGGCCGCGAGAAAAACCGGUGGCGGCACCCACACCGAGCGCGGGUGACGCUGCCACGUCGGUGGGGUCGCCCGACGCAUCCACCAGGACCACUCGCACCCCCACCACCCUGCCCCCCUCCCGCUCGGCCGCCUCCCACCUUCCCACCCCCUCCCCAUCCACAGGCAGGAGCAGAAUGGAGGCAGGGCAGCAGACCACACGCAGCUCAUCGCAGGCCACGACGCCCACCACCACCACGCCGACCACGCAGCACGUCGCCCUGAAGCCCAAACCGGGCAGCGGGCGGCGGAGGAAAGGCACUGACGUCGGGUGGAUCGGGUGGCUGAGGCGUUUGUUCAAAGGCGACAGACGGCAGCGGUGCUUACGCAUAUCGGGAAUCGUGGCUGCGGUGCUGUUUCUGCUCAUGGGGAUCGGGGCGAUUUUGUUUUUUACUGUCGGGCUGACGCCGCUGGCCCAGUCCAUAAUUGAGUCGAGUGAUCUGGCGAUCGAUACCAUCACCGUCACCGCACCCAGAGAGGACGGAUUCCAUCUGGCACUCAAGGGCGCCUUACGGCGGGGGGAUUUCGGUUCGGGGAUUGAUGUCAUUCUGCCGGCCCUCUCGCUCGACACCUAUGGAGUUCAUGGUGGCAAAGAGAGGAGGCUCGGCAGGUUCACCAUACCCACAAUGCGGCUCAAGGGCAGCCGGGCGCCGCUGGCAUUCAACGCGUCUUUCACCAUCUCUGACAUGGAGGCAUGGAACGAGUUCACUCCUGCCCUCCUGGAGGCUGGUGGGAGGAGUCGGCCGACGUGGCGUGUGGCGAGCCCCAAGCCGUUUGCUCUGCGCAUCCGGCUGAUGGGCAUUAAGACGGAGAUAUCCAAUUUGCGAUUCGACAAGACACUCGACCCCAAUGGUGAGACAGUGAGCACAUUUCCUACUACACGCGCAUCCAUGAUGUCUCUCUUCGGCCAUGCGCGUUUGCUCUGCAGCAAUGGGGGCGUCUCUCGGGUCAGGCCUUCAGGACUUCAAAAUCACCGACUUCGGCCUGGACGGCUCCCCCGACAUCUCGGGCGGCGCCGCCCUCUCACUCACGGCACGAUUCAAGUCACCAUCCAAGCUCGGUGUCGACCCACUUGGCGACCUCGAUCUUACCCUCGUCUACGCCAACACCACAGUGGCAUCACUGCGGGCACGGCAGCCGUCGCUGCGGCCAGGACAGAACGAGUGGCAUAUGGACGGCGAGCUGGCGACUGUUGUGGCUGGCGAGGGGUCGGCGGAGAGGGCGCGGGCGAUCAGUGGGUUUGUGGCGGCUGCGAUGGACGGCAAGGGCAUGACGGUCAACGUGAGGGGCAACAAGACGACCGAGCCGAUCUUUGCAAGUGAGUGAGUGAGGCAGGGACAGGAGGUGCUGCACGCAAGAGAGAGAGGGGCAGUGUGUAAUGAUGAAAAUACGAUCGGCUAAGUGAGUCUUGGCAUCAUCACAUGCAUGGUGCACAAGAUGAGCACUAUUCACGUCCGCUGAACAACACACCACCACAUCCAUCCAUCCAUCCAUUCGUCCGUCCAUCCAUCCAUCCAUCCACACACGUGCACUUCCCUGCCCACACACACCACACCCACCCUCUCUCCUUCUCUGUCUGUGUGUUGUCCUGUCUGCCAUCAGCUGCGGUCGAGGCACUGGACCUCUCCCCACCGAUCGGCGCCCUCCCCGGCCUCGCAGACGGCGGUGUGUUCAAGUCGCUAACAUUCAAAGGUCUGAGCAUCGACCUCAGCCCGUUCGACCAUGCAUCGGAAGAUGGCAGCCCGUCUCUGGCCAUAAACAGCGUCGACAGCGGCCGCAAGCUGCAGGGGAAGACCAAGACCAACGUGGUGGGGCUGGGCGGGACGGCUGAGGUCAUGUUCGACAGCCCACUGGGAGACAACUCCCCCAUAUACGUUGACAAGGUGAGCAGGGCAGGGGGAGGGAGGGAUGGCAACGGGAGGAAAGCGUGUAGGGAGAUAUGUGGUGUGUGGUCUGUCGUGUUGGUGUCUGUGGAUGUGUGUAUGAAGGUGUCUCUGACAGCGUCGAUCCAUGACGGCAUGGUGGCGGGCGAGCCGUCGGUCGGGACAUUGAGUGCUCUUCUGAAACCAAUCGCACAGCCCGCCGAACCACCAAGUGAGUGACCACCUUCAGUUCACCAAUCGGUGCAUACAAACAAUGCGUACGGCUUAUGUCUCCUGUCUGUCUGUCUGCAGACAUGUCUGUGUACGAGUGGCUUGCCGGGACUGGCCCUUACGUCGGCCCAACACCCCCACCCACCGUGACCGUCAGGGAGCCGCUCAGCCCCCCUUCGCCUCCCCUAAAGCACCACCGAUCGCACCAACCAUCGCCCAAACCCACCACACACCCACACCCACGCCCCACAUACACCAGCGACCCGUUUGCCGGCCGGCACCUCGCUGCUGCAGCAGCGGCUCCUGUGCCCCUGCUGUUCGACAUCCAAGGCAAUAUGACUCUGGCGGACGGCGGCAAGCCCUUCAGUACAUUCACGAGUGCCUUCCUGACGGAGCCUGACGUGUACAUGCUCAUCAAGGGGGGCAGCGCACAGGUGCGGCUGCGGACGGCGCUGGGGCCACUGGUCCUCCCCAGCCUCACCAUCGAGACGAGCAGGGAGACCGCACAGCCUCUCAAGGGAUUUGGCGGCAGGGAGGACAGCAAGGGCGGCGAGGGGGCAGAGAGUGGCUUGGCGGUGGAAUUGACCGGAUUUGAGUUCUUGUCCACCGGCAAGAGGGACGCCCUCGACCUGGAGGCCAGCGCCACUCUCACCAAUCCCUCCAACACCUCCGUGUCGCUCGGUGACCUCAUACUGGAGAUGACCCUGCCGGACGCCAGCCUGGCGACAUCAUCAAGGCGGAGGCGCAUGCAGAGAACCGCACCGGUCCUCGGCUAUCUAGCGGCAUACGGUGUCGAGAUCACGCCUGGCGACACCACUCUCAGUCUGAAGGGACGUCUGCGGCCCGACGACAUGGACCUUCCCAUUGUGUCUGAGCGCCUGUCGGCCUACCUGCGAGGCCACCCACUCCCUGUGCGCGUGGCCAUUGCUCCCCCACCAAGCGGCGCCGUCUGGACUUUCGCCGACGAGCUGUUCGCGCGGCCAGGAUGGUUCUAUGAGGCCCUGUCAUCCUUCGAGACAAUCACGGCCCUCCCCCCACUCAGUGAGCUGAUGGCCAAGCCCGGAGAGACGCCGAGCGGAAUCUCCUCAGAUCUAGUGCAGAAGGUGACGUACGAGAGCCUGACGGUGACCAUCAGCCAGACUCCCGACAGGCUGCCGCUCAAGGCCCUACUCGACAUCGAGACCCGCAACCCUCUCGGGGGCGGCAACACCAUUGUGGAGACCGUCAGCCUGGCCGCCACCAUCAGCUCAUCUGAGGGCAGGCCCCUCACGCGCCUGAACACCGCCCCCCAGAAGGCCGUCAUGACCGAGAGCAGCACCGGUGACAACCUGGCUUUCCGUCUGCCGUACACCGGUGACAUGAUUCUCUACGGCAACGGCGAGGCGGUCGCUUCAUUCGCCACCGACACCCUGUUCGGCAAGGGGGCGGACUCGGAUGCAUCUUCCGUCGGUUUGAUGGUGAAUGGGACGGUGUCUGCCGUGGUGGACACGCCCAUGGGCCGCCUCACCCUGUCGGAUCUGCCGGUGGAGCAGGUGACCACUCUGGAUGAGGGGGGCAGCCUCUUCGACAGCCUGGGGGUGAAGCUGGUGCUCUUCCAAGUCACGAAGCUCGCCAUCAACCCCUCCUCGCCACACACAGGCUCGGGGGCCUAUUCGACACGCGAUCUCACCAUGGAGGUGCUCGUUGAGCUUUCCGUGGCCAAUCCCUCGCCGUUCGGCGUCGUCUUCGACAAGCUGGACCUACCCCUGCACGUGUACAUGAAGUCGCUGGGGGUAGGCGGCGACCUCACACUGAUCGCCCCCACCCUGGCGCCUUCACCUGACCUCUCCCGGCUGCGGCUUGUCGGGCGGGUCAAGGCCGACGCGGCCGUGCAGGAGCCGACAGUGAAGGGUGAGAUGGCCCGCCUGGCCAACGGCCUGUUCUCGGGUGGGGUGUUCCCCGUCAAGGUAGCCGGCCGCGACGACAACAAGGGCGCAGGUGGGAAACUGCCUCCGUGGUUAAGAUCAGUGGUCGAUGACCUGGCGCUGGACUUCAACCUCGACGGGUAAGCUAAGCGACCAAAUGACAACCAAACAGAGGCAACAAACAUCACAUGACGAUCGUGUCUAUGUUUGUUUCUCGCCUGUCAUUGAUUGCAGUGGUCUCGGCGGCUCCUUGAUCGACACAGUCGGUGUGCUCAAUCUGUCCGUGCAGCCGGUCGACGACGACACCCUUGUGCUGGCGGGUAUCCUUGACGUCACGGCCAACAGCCCCUUCGGCUCCGACGUGCCCCUCACCGUUCGCAAGGUGUCCAUCGACUCGACCCUCCACUUCCGGCAGGGCGAUGACGCAUCCCUCACUCUCGGCCGCAUGAACCUCCCCAGCCGAGCCCCGCUGGUCCAGGAGCUGACGCGCGUCAACGGCAGCGACAAGCUGAUACUCCAGCUUCAGCUCAACGACACUGUCCGCAUCCAGAAGCAGUCGGCCGUGUCGUCCAUCACGCCCUUCGCCGCCUUCAUCGGCGCACUGGCCAAGGACGGAUACGUGCCGCUCGACAUCCGCGGCAAGGCGGGCAUGGACGUGGUCGUGAGCGCCACAGUCACCGAGGGCAGGCAGAAGAAGCUCUCCGACAUCCCGCUGACUCUUGACGCGAUCCCGCUGGACUUCACCCUCACCAUGGGCGAGAAGGAUGGCGAGGGGAUAUCGGUGGACCUCGACUCGUUCGUCUUCGAGGGGCCGUCCGAAGAGGGCGGGCUGGACAUCUCGGCCACUGCAGGCAUCGUCAAUCCGUCAGACGCAUCGCUUUUCCUCGGUGAUCUCUCAUUCGAACUCUACCUACCGGCGUACGAUGACACCAACACCACCGGCGACGGCCCAACAAGACGCAUGCUCCAGGCAGCAGCCGCGUCCUCAUCUGUAUUGCUCGGCACAGUGGAGGCCAAGUCGGUGUUCCUGCGGCCGGGCAAGACGCCCAUCGAGCUCACCGGCAGGCUCAACCCGGCAGCCGCGGCCCUGGUGGUUGUCUCACGCCGCUUCAGCGAGUACGUGCGCGGCGGCGACCUGCCCGUGGUGGUCAAGACGUUGCCCAAAUUGAGAGAGGGGGGCGGGUGGUUCAAUCCUUUCACACCCUCCGAAGAGUCGUCGAGAGAGGCGCCACCUAUAUGGCUGAAGGAGGCACUGGAAACGAUUGCGAUUGACACAAAGCUGCCCCCACUGAGCGAGCUUGGAGGCGGUGAGGGUGGUGGUGACCUGGUCUCUGACAUCUCGGUGGGGCGUUUCGAGAUUGACCUCGGUGGAGUGGCGGAGACGCAGCGUGCGAUCGGUGUGGUGGGGGAGGUCGGGACGGUCAUCAACAACCCGCUGGGGGAGGACACGCCCCUGACCGUCGAGGCCAUCGAAUUGGCUGUCGACCUGCUGGGAGACAACGGACAGGCGUUCGGGGUCAUGAAGACGCAGCCCACCCAGAUACCUGCAAGCAAGCAGAAGGUCAGAUGCAAGCGCCGCGCCCUGACACUCUCGCUCAGCUCAUGUAUGUAUGAAUGGAUUUGUUACUGUCUGUCUGUCUGCCUGUUGCAUACAUGGCAUGUGUCACUCACAGGUGCUCGGCAAUGGCCAGAUCCGUCUGGACUUCCCACUGGUGGCCACCCUGUCCCUCACAAGCGACGGGUCACCCUUUGUCGCAUUCACGCGAGAUCUCCUGGAGCGCAAAGGGGCCGCUGCCCCUCUCACCAUUCGAGGCCGGACACGAGUCAACGUGCAGACGCCGAUGGGCCUGCUCGACCUCGACGGCCUGCCCAUCACAUCCAAGCUCAACCUGACAAGCGGCGACCAGCGGGAGGAGGAUGCCCUGCAGGUCUCCGUCGAUGACUUCAAGCUCACGGGCGACUUCGACAACCUCACUGCUCCGGCAAUCGCCCAGAGCCUCACGGACGUUGGCAGGAGCACGUCGCCCGAUGGCUGGGUGGCCAUGGAGAUCGCCACCACCCUGACGUCCAGAUACCUCAUCACCAUCGACUUCGGCAACCUGGCCCUGUCCGCCGCCCUGAGAUACGGCAACCAGGAUAUCGGCGUGGUGGAGACGGACGGGCCUUUCAUGCUCAAGGCGGGUGACAGCCAGCUGCGGCUGAGAGGCUACCUCUGGCGCACAGUGAGGAACAAGCGGCAACUCAGCGACCUGUUGCAGGCGGCCAUGGGGGGUGCAGAGGGUGGCGGGGAUGCCAGAAUACAGCUGGAGGGAGUAAGGCUGGCGUAUCCCCUGGGGUCUAAGCAGGAGGGUGGGAAGGGGCUUCCCGGCUGGGUGCCCAAGGUGGCGCAGGUCGUCAAGUUCGACACAACCAUACCAAGGUCAGUCAGUCAGCAUGAAUGAGCGAGCACACAGGCAGGCACGCACACGCCCUUCGUGUGUGGUCAGCUUCGGCUCCCCAGCAGACUUUCUGAAGCCACUCGACGUCUCGUCUGUCGCCCUCGCCCCCGUCGUGAAUCGACCGACAGACGUGGACGUCCACCUGGGCACAAAUCUCACCUUCGGCGGGCCUCUGAUGCCCUCCCUCACUAUGACCUUCACAGACGUCGUAUUGGGGGGAGACCUUUCCGCGGGGCCCGGCCAACUCGGCGCUUUAUCGCUCAAGUCCAGCAAGAUGGCGACUGGGACAGGGGGAGGUGGCGUGCUGCUCAACCUCGGGGGCCGGAUGAAGCUGCCUGAGCAGGGGGACGCCCUGACGGCCUUCAUUGAGGACUUCCUCAACAGCACAGACCGGCAGCAUGACCUUGCAUUGGCGGGCACAUUCAGUGGCCGCGUGGACCUCGGCACACUGGGCGUUCCCAUCGACCUGACAGACGUCGCCCUCAACCAGACCCUGCCGCUCGAGAGCUCUCUGGAUACCUUCGGCGUCGAGGUUGCGGGUGUUGAGUUCACGGGGGAGGAUCGGAAUGGCGGCCUUGCGAUGGACAUCUUCAUCAACAUCACCAACCCCUCGCCCGCCCAAGUCACCCUCGGCGACCUGCGGCUCAACGUCUUCCUGCUACCAGUCGAGGGCGAGCCUGUCGACGCGCCAAUGGUGCCCAUCGGCCACGUGGACGUGAGGCAGUAUGUGCUCAAGCGGAACGAGCACGAAAGCAAGUGCACGGGCAUCCUGAUGCCGGCCGCCGAAGACAUGGAUGCGGUGUCUGCGCGUAUAAGCAGGUUCCUGCAGGGGAAGACCCUCUCUGUGCGGACGGUGCUCGAUGAGACCUACAAAACAUCCAACACCCCGCCUCCAUGGCUGCAAAACGUCAUCCAUGGCCUUGACCUGAAGUCUGAGCUACCCUCCCUGGCCAGCGUGACGGCCGGGGCGGACUCGAAGCUGGUCGACUCCCUGGUGAUCAAUGACUUCUAUCUGCGGCUGGACGAGGUGGAGGACGGGGCGGAGGAGCCUGCCAUUCCACUGAAGGGCGUGCUGGAGGUGGUGGUCAACAACCCUCUGGGGUCGGCUACCAAGAUGAGCAUAGAGUCCCUGGGGAUGUCUCUGUCUCUUCUGGACGGGAAGGCGGAGGACGCACCUGUCCUGGGGAGGCUUGAAAUCCCGCCAGUCGAGAUCAAGGACUCCCGAUUCGUCAACGGGGUAAGAACGAAACCACAAACACUACGACGAAGCUACCAACCAACCAACCAACCAACCAACCGGUGUCUUGACUGACAUGUUUGCUCUGGUCUCUCUAACAUCAGGAUGACGACUACAGCCAGAUUGCGUUGACCAUCCCGCUGUCCACUCCGCUAAUGCUCGAUGACGUGGACAACACAGCCGCCUUCGCCAAGCGGCUGCUCAGCGCUGUUGAGAGCGGUGCAGCGUCCAACACGACUGAUGCGCUUCGGGUGAUUGGGGGCGCUGACGCGGUCGUGUCGACCCCAAUGGGACGGCUGUCGCUCACCGACCUGCAAGUCGAUGAGGAGCUGCCGCUGACGGGCCCGGCAAGGGAGGAGGAAGAGACCGCUGUGCCCCUGUUCGAGGUGCAGAAUUUUACCGUCGAGGAGUUCCUGUUCCUUGAGGACUCGGGCUCAUCGCCGAUCACCCCGGACUUCCCGCUCGAGUCGCAAGAAGCCGACACCCCCUCGCCCCCUCUCUCACCUGGCGGCGACCCCCUCACGCCCUCUGACCCCUCCACGGACACCUCCACGGACACCUCCACUCCCUCCGAGCCUUCCCUUCCUUUUUUCCCGCCGCCCCCGCCCCCCCAGCCGGAGCCACCAGGGCUGCCGAAUGGAGACCAAUUCUUCGUCGACGGCUUAUUUGGCCGCCGUGACCGGGCUACCUUUUUUGGGCCGCCGCGAGCGCUGCAGCGGCGUGGCCAGAUCGCCAACGGCAUGAGGGUUUCGUUGGGCCUGGCUGUACGAAAUCCCGCGCCGAUUGGGCUGGCAUUGGGCGAUCUUAAGUGGAGCGUGAGAAGGGAUGACGUCACGAUUGGCGAGCUGAGGACGAUGGACGUCAUUCUGGCACCUGGGUCGGAUGAGUCGGCUGUGAAGGUGAGAGGCACGCUGCAGGCGCCUCCGGGUGUGGACUCUGAGGCCUUUUUCACUGAGCUGGUGGGCGAGAUGUUUGGUGACGACCAAGCGGCACUACAGCUGACACCGAGACCGAUGAGGGAAGGGGCACCCGACUGGCUGACAAGAAUUGUCAACGGCGUCUCAGUGUCCGUGCCUGUCAACGGGUAAGUGCAUGCCUAAGAGUUGUGUAUCCAUCCAUGCAUGUGUGUGUGUACUUGCCCUCUCUCUCUCUGUGUCUACCCUUUGCAGCAUCCUGAGCAGUGACUCCCUGGUCGCCUCACUUGACGUCUCCUCCCUGAGCCUCAUCCCUCUGGGUGGCCAGGAGGUGCAGCUCAAGGGCUCCCUCACCAUCACAGCCAACAACCCCCUCGGGGCCAACGUCGACAUCGGCGUGUCGGAGCUGGGACUCAGCGGCACUCUCUACGGCCCCUCCUCCAAGCCUAUAUGCGUUCUGCGCGUCCCGUCGCAGACUGCAGUGGUCUUGACUGGCGACAAUCUCGACGUCGAGCCCAACCAGAUUGUGGUGGGCUAUGACUUCGAGGGCACACUGACCAUGGAGGAGGACGGCGAGGCCUUUGCCGAUCUGGUCGAGUCGAUGCUAUCUAAGGGCCCAUCCUCGGCAGCCCGGUCGCUGGCGAUGCAGCUUAUGGGCACGUCGGCAGUCACCGUCAUCAGCCCCCUCGGCACGCUCCCUCUCGACAAGGUGCGGAUCGACAAUGCCAUGCCCCUGCUGAAGGAAGGCAGCGAGGCCAUCGACCUCUCCAACGCCUCGCUCGGCGACAUCAAGUUCGGCUCGCCGCCCCGCGGCCAAGAGGGCGUCACCUUCACCACCAAUCUGGAGGUCGACCUCCCUGCUUCCUUCCCGCUCAGCCUCGACUUUGGCAGUGCUACCUUCGACCUCACCUUCACGCCUCCGGUCGACAACGCCACUCGUGCUGUGCUCGGUGACAUCACACUGACGCCCCUGGCCCUCAAGAGGGGCACCAACAAGAUCCCCGUGGAGGGCUCGCUCGUGCCGCCCACCACCGACAGCGACCGUGCCGGUCUCAACUCAUUCGUGUCGCGGUACGUUGCGGGCAAGCCGGCAGCGUUGAAGGUGGUGGGCAAGUCCAUCUAUCUAGAGGACACCUUACCAUCGCGAGCGAGCCCCAAAUGGCUGCAGAAGGUGGCGGCGGCGCUUGUGGUGGAGAUGGAUGUGCCGGGGGGCAGCAAGGCGGCCUUCGGUGACAUUUCUGUGAAGGACCUCGGCAUCACCGCCCGUCGCGGGAGCGACGAUGGGGUCAACAAUGCCAUCCGCUUUGAGGCUGUCGUCUCGGCUGAGCUGAUCAACCCCCUCGGCCCCGACUCGCCCGUCACCGUUGACCGAGCUGCUGUGGCCAUGAAGCUCAUGAGAGGGGACGCCAUACUCGGAUCUCUGGAUAGCGGCCUGCUGGAGGCGGGCUCUGGCUCGUCGCGCGGCAGCAAGCAGAUGGUGACGCUGCCCUUCAAGAAGACCGAGCUCGUCUUCCCUGACAGGGGCAGAGCCUUCGGCGCUCUGGCCGCUGACCUACUGAAGAGCGACACGGAGGGCGAAAGCCCCUCCCUCACCAUCGACGGCACCAUUGCGGCAUAUGUCUCGUCGGAUCUCGGCCCUCUGCAUCUGACCGAGCUGCCCCUGUCCACAAACGUCACUCUCUCCGGCCUUGACAUUGCUGUCGAGUCCGACGGAGGGCUGCGUGAGUGGGGGCUGACCGACGCCAGUGAUGGCUUUCAGCUCGACGCAACCGUGGCAUUCGAUGUGGGAGGGUCGGCAUCUUCGUCGACGGGUGCAUCGAUGUCGCUCAUCGACCUGGGCGCGGUCAUGCUCGACGCCUACAUGGGCGGGAAGCGCCUCCUCCGCCUCACCGCACCCAGCCUGCGGCUCGUCGACGGCAGCAACACCCUCAAGAUCCUGGGCCAGAUGACCCCCAAGUACACCGACAUUCCCACUGCGGCCAGCCUCAUGUCGUCGGUCGUGUCGGGCGAUAGCGUGAAGCUCACCGUCAGGGGGGCGGAGGGGGACGACUCAAAUUCCCCUGAAUGGGUGAAGGCGGCUGUGUCUGCGCUGGAGCUGGAGGUGCCGGUGAAGAUCACCGCUGAGAGGGGCGGCGGUGGGCGUGAGGAGGGUGAGAGCGCUUCGCCUUUCCUGAGGGAUGUCGAGGUCGGCGGCAUCGUGCUGGAUUUCGUGAGGGGAAAAGACCCCUUCCUGGAGGGUAGCGUGGUGGUCGAAUACGCGCUGCCCAAGGGAGUCAACAUCUCCUUCGACGUGAAUCAGCUGUCCCUUGCCACCAGCAUGUCCCGCGCACCUAUCUCGGAGGUGGGUGCCGGUAAGCCCACAUCACUCCCCACACAGGUGGGCCGUCUCAGCGUCACCACGGCCGACGUCUCAAUCCCCGGCGACUCCAAGUUCCGGGCGGUCUUCGACAACGGCGUCAUUAAGGUGAAGGACGGCGAGCGGGCCGCGUUUGAGGACUUCCUGUCUGCUGUCUUAUAUGACUCCGGGGCCACUCGGCUGUACCUGAGUGGUGAGGCAUCACUGGUGCUCGUGACCAGGCUGGGCCAGCUCUCGCUGGAUGGCGUCAAACUCGACCUCUCCCAAGACCUCAAACGUAUGCAAAUACAGCAGGAGAUGGCGGGCGACUGCUUACCUUACUGUGCCUGGUUGCUUUCUCUGUCUCUUUGUAGACUUGGGUGGCAUCGACAGCGACUCCGUCAGUCUGGGCACUCUGCAAGUCUCAGAAGGCCGCGCGGACGGUCUCAUCAUGAGCACAGAAAUUGGCCUCAAGAACGCCGCCUCCUUCGGUGCCCGUCUGGGCGACGUCAAGCUCGACCUCUACGUGGCCGAGAAGGACCUCCCAGAGCGGCCUCGCCUGAGGCCCCCUCCUCGCAACGGCGGCGGCCUCCUGGCCCCACCCCCUCGGCCCAUGCCUAUCCCUAUCGAGCAGCAAGCGCCGCCACUGCCUGAGGACGGCGACCUGAUGCUCUAUGUGGGCCAGGUGACCGUCCGCAACCUGACGCUGCUGCCGGGGAAAGAGUCCAAGAUGCCGAUCGACGUCCUGGUGUUCCCCACACGUGAGGGCGACAGCGCCCAGGGGCCCCGCCGGCUUAUAUCGCAGUAUGUGUCGCGAAAGGGCAGCGCCACGCUGCUCAAGGGCAGGCAGAACAGCACGAGGGUGCCGCUGGUCAACAAGGCGCUGAGCCGGUGGGAGUCGGGAGUGGCGAUAUCAGGGGCCAAGGAGAGCUUCAUGCAGGGGGCGGAGCUGGACCUCGCUUCGCUGCCGCUCUUCGGUCGUGGGCUGGAGGUGACUGCCCGUUUGAUCAUCAAGAAUCCCUUCCCUGUGGACGUCAAGCUGCUCUACGUCGACUCGACCCUUUUCAAAGACGGCGUGUGAGUACCCACCACCACCGCACACAAAGAGAUGGAUGACACACACACGUGUUUGUGUGUCCCUCCCUCGCUUUGUGUCUGUCUCGUCUCCCAGCAAGAUAGGCCAGACGACGAUAGACUGGCGGAAUGAUCCGAUGGUGAUUCCCGGGGAGUCGACCACCAAGACGGAUGCCUACAAGCUCAAUGUGGGGGCCGUCACACCACAGGCACUCACCACAUUCUGGCAAUCGCUCCAGGGAUACUCGACCGUUUCGGUGCGUACGUACGUGCCUGCAUCACCAGCAUAGCAUACAUGGAUGGGAUGUGUCUGUCACCCCACCCCCUUCGGUUGUGUGCAGGCGGAGGGCAUUGUUGAGGUUGUUAUCGGCGAGUACGGGACGCUCAUCGAUUACAACGAGGCCACGAUACCGACGACAUUCUAGCCAUGCAGGCAAACCGGAUACGUGUCGGUCGGUCGGCUGGUGCGCCAUCGCGUUUUUCGGUUCGUCCGCCAUGCGUUUCUUGCGCAGUGUGGCAUACCAUCCAUGCACCGGUCGGUCAUGUAGAGUUAGACAUAGCAGCACUCAGUAAGUACGUGGGGGUGAUAGGAGAGGCGAGGCGAUGCUCUGCACACAAGUACGUUGGUUUGUUGGUCCUUUUUUUGCCGUCUUUUGAUUGACUGAUUGAUGACCGAUUUUAUGCAUGCGGCUCGCUCGUUCCUGGCUAAUUGACAGUGCUCCUGGCACGCACUGUGUGGGUGGUGGGUGCGAUGAGUGGGUGCGAUGGGUGGGUGUGGCGGGUGGACAUCGACCUAUAUUUGUGAAGCCACCAAGUGACGCGACACACACUAACUUCUUCUCCUUCUAUGUAGAUACUCAAUGUAAUGUGGACCUCCCUCCUGUGAUGUAUGGUAUGAUGUAAUGUCUCAUGCAUCAGCCACAUCAACGACCGAUCGCAGCCACCGUCAGGUAUAGAUGUCCAUAACUGCGGAUUGGGGUGGAUCGUAGGCAGGAGUGAAUAAAACGACCAACACAGGCAGACAGACAGACACACAGGAGGCAGACAGACAGACACACAGGCAGGCAGACAGACAGGCGGACUGAUGGUUGAAGGCAAUUAAAGGGGCUGCCCGGGCCGACUCCCUUGCAAUUGAGAGCAGGUCAGGCAGGCACUCAGAUGCACGAUACGAUGUACAUGUGUGUGUGUGCAUAUGCAUAUGCAUGUGUGGUCACACACAUCGUUAUUUAUGUGGGCCGGCCAAAGUGUCUACCUGCCUGCCUUACCCUACCCCACCUGCCUUCUCUGUGUGUGCCCAUGUGCAUAUACAUGUGAUUUGAUACGAUAGAUACGUGUGACUUACUUAUAUAUUGCUAUGUAGGGUAGGUAAGUGGAGUGGAUGGAUGCUGCAUACAGUAAGUACUUACACCUGCAAUCGAUCGAUCGCAGCCACUCAGUCACUUUGUUGUAAGUAAGGAACCCACUGACCGACCGAACAGCACCGCACCAUUAAUUGAACAAAGGACGUCUUGCACACCUGCGGGAUGCAUCUGCGUCCGUCGGCGACUGACUGAGGUCACCAGCAAUGUGACGUGGUCAGCGAGAAGACACUGAUAUACAUGAAACAGCGAUGCUGC